Molecule: messenger RNA, 2107 nt
Organism: Amphiprion ocellaris (clown anemonefish)
Lineage: Eukaryota; Metazoa; Chordata; Actinopteri; Pomacentridae
Gene: dynlt5
Product: dynein light chain Tctex-type family member 5
Exons: 5
Coding region: 728-1243 (171 amino acids)
Biological process (GO): microtubule-based movement
Cellular component (GO): cytoplasmic dynein complex; cytoplasm
Molecular function (GO): dynein intermediate chain binding
Source: RefSeq, a predicted model, not a curated record
CUACAACACAUUUAAAAGCCUUUCUUUUAUUCAUGCUUUACAUAUGUUAAAUCAAAGAGAACUUUUCAACAUUUAUCCUUCAGUGCUAAUAGACUAUCACUGAUAAGAUGUAAAGUGUUAAUUUUUCCAAAAAUAACUGUUCCAAUAAUCAUAAAAAUGCUGAAGACUGGAUCUGAUAACUGACCAGGCCAGUAAUGAGUUAACCAAUAAUUAUUAGGAUGUUAUAAAAAAAAAACAAAAAAAAACAGAACAACACAAGAUCCCCCUACUUGCUUUUUCAAGAACUGUCAAACACAUCUCACAGUCUUUAUCAGCAGACAGAGUAAGGAUUGCAUAAUGCAAUCGAAUUUAAUACUGAAAAGAAAUGACAGCUGACCAUCUGCUUCACUGUUUAGCAUGUUGUCAGUACCUCAAACAUAGCAAAUGGUCCAAAGAGCUAAUAAUAUUUUUUCCCAACAUUUCUAAAUUGAAUUUCCUAUCACUGUUUAAAUGAUCACUGUCCCUGUUGAAGUCGAGUGAGGCAAAAAUACCUCGAAAUCCAAAACUCAUUAAGAAAACUGUAUAGGAUACGUAUAAUACAGUAUCUUGUGUUUACUUUUUGUACAUCUCGCGAGAUUUCAGCAAGCGGCGCAGAAACCCCUCCCACUACCUGUUCGUGUUACCAUGGCAACACCAAGCUCUGGGGGUCAGUUAGUUCAACUCGGUUCGAGAUCUCCUGAAACCGCUAAUGGCAGGAAAAGCUGGGAUGUGGAGUCUGGUCAAAGAGAGAGUCCAAAAAAAAAACAUUGCAGCCAGACGAAAAGAUUCAACUGUCAGGACAAAGGACUCUAUAAGCACCGUGUCGUGUUUAGACGAACUGCACCAUGAUGACAAUACUCGGAUGGCGAUAACAAUGGAGAAUACGUACCAGAUGGGGCCUUAUAAGCGCUUCUCUGUCGCUGCGGUCACAGACAUACUGGAGGAUGUCCUCACCAGUUACCUCCAAGAGGAGAGAUAUGAAGGAGAGUGGUCUCAAAAAAUGACAAAAACAAUAUGUGAGGUGAUUAGGGCCCGUGUGAAGGACUUAAUGAUCCCCAGAUAUAAAAUCAUCAUCUUGGUCCACAUCGGCCAGAUCACCGGGCAGAGCAUGCAAAUGGACAGCCGCUGUCUGUGGGACAAAUCUAACGACACCACAGCCUCAUAUUCUUUCAAGAACAGAUCUCUGUUUGGUGUGGCGACUGUUUACGCUGUUUACUUUGAGUAAAUAAUAGACACACUGAACCAAACAGUUACUUUAGUCACACAUUUGUCAUGGUUACUUUCUGCUGUUAAAGGUUUAUGUUAUGCCAUGUAUAAAGUGAUAAAACAAGAAUUAUUAUCCAAAAAUCAUGGUGGUUUUUUUUUGUUUUAUUUGUGCUAGCAUGGAAACUUAAAUCACUUCAUUCUAUUAAAAUUUUGAAGAUUGAAGUCUUGUUGACAGCGAUGAUCCAUCACACACAUAUCUGGAUAGACAGACAGAUAGAUAGAUAGAUAGAUAGAUAGAUAGAUAGAUAGAUAGAUAGAUAGAUAGAUAGAUAGAUAGAUAGAUAGAUAGAUAGAUAGAUAGAUAGAUAGAUAGAUAGAUAGAUAGAUAGAUAGACAGACAGACAGACAGACAGACAGACAGACAGACAGACAGACAGAUAGAUAGAAUAUAUUCUUUGUAGAUUAGGCUAAACAUUUUCUUUAAACAUUAAUAGAACUUGGAGGUUUUGUUAGUCAGUGCUGUAGGAACCUUACCUGCUUUCUGGGCUUUUCUAGUGCAAAUAUCUGCUGGGACUUUCAGAACAAAAGAUUGCAUAAAUCUAUGUUCAUAACAUCACUUUGAUAGAUUUGUUGCACAAUACGUUUCAUAUACGGCACUGUUGUGAUUUGUUGCACAAGUUAUACAGUUAUGUAAAAAGGUCUGAGCACAUCUGGAGUGAUGACAAUAAAGUACAAAGUCAUAUUCCAUGAACUUGACAUCUUUGAUUAGAUUCUUCUUCAUUUUUCAGAGGGCUCUUUUCAGGAACAAAUGGUUGAAGGGCCAGUGUUAUGAAUAAAACUGAAAGCCUGAACUUGUAUAUAAAACUUUAGGAAUAUGUAUGUU